AUGGAAAUUCUUACUGAUCACACCAAAAAACAAAAGACAGUUGCAUUUGUCGCUGAAGAACAUGAUGAUACCGCUAACCCAGACGAAUCAGAUAUCUCAGAAGAAUUCACAAAACAAAAAAUUUCAAAAGGAGCAAGCUCAAACAUGUCGAAAACCGAUACAAAAACUAGCAUGUCAAACUCAAAAUCUGCUGCCUCACGUCCAGCCCGCUCCAGGGAAAAAUCAAACAACAAAGGAAUAAAAUGUUACGAGUGUGAGGGCUUUGGUCAUGUUCAAGUUGAAUGUCCAACUUAUCUUAGGCGAAAGAAGUCCAUGACAGCCACAACUUGGAGUGAUGACGAACCUGAAUCAGAAGCUGCUGGCUCUGGCGCAGAAGAAAUGUUCGUGUCUAGUGAAGUUAGAGUAUUGCAAAAUGCUGUAAACGUGUUCAAAGGUCAAGUAGCAGAUAGGGACGCAUUAAUUAAAGAAUACACUGACCGAGAAGACAACCUGAAACAGGAAGUCAAGGAACUGAAGCUGGAACUGAGUACUUACAAAAAGAAAAUCCAAAUGACGGAUACCACUUCAACUCUUGAUGAAAUUCUUGGUUCUGGACGGCAAUCAUGUGCAAGGUUUGGUAUUGGCUUUACUGGAGGAACCAACAAAGACAAAACUACUUUUGUCAAGACAUCUGAUCCACGUCCAGAAGAUACUCCUGAGUCAAGCACAGCUAAACAAUAUCGUGAAUCAGCGCCGGCCACUAGCUCAGCAUGGCGAACACGAGGUUACGAGGACACAUCAGACCUGAGUGUUAUUACUUCUACAAAGAACAAAGGGCCGAAAAACAUAGCCAUAAGUAGGGAUGAAAAAUGGUACUUCGACAGCGGUUGCUCACGUCAUAUGACUGGAAAUGCAAAAUUUCUAAGUGACAUAAACACAAGCAACGGUGAAGUAACUUUUGGUGAUGGAGUCAAAGGACAAGUAACCGGAGUAGGUACUCUAAAUGUUGCAGGUCUACCGAAGUUGAAAAAGGUGCUACUGGUAAACGGACUCCAUGCCAACCUCAUAAGCAUUAGCCAACUUUGCGAUCAAAACUGGAAUGUUAGCUUCACCAAUGACAACUGCAGUGUUAUGGAUAAUGAAAAACAGUGUGUUAUUGAAGGUUCAUGUGGCAAAAGAUUUCGUAAAAAGCAAAAAGGAACUAUUAUAGAGCUAUUCCCUCUAUUUCAUCAUCAAGCAAAAGUUAUCUGUGGAUAUUAUUGGAUAUCGGAUUAUCUUUUUGGUUGA
Molecule: messenger RNA, 1266 nt
Organism: Ipomoea nil (Japanese morning glory)
Lineage: Eukaryota; Viridiplantae; Streptophyta; Magnoliopsida; Solanales; Convolvulaceae
Exons: 7
Coding region: 1-1266 (421 amino acids)
Molecular function (GO): nucleic acid binding; zinc ion binding
Source: RefSeq, a predicted model, not a curated record